Striga asiatica is the source of this 1478-nucleotide messenger RNA. NCBI's taxonomy places the organism in Eukaryota, Viridiplantae, Streptophyta, Magnoliopsida, Lamiales, Orobanchaceae. The record is from the annotation of a GenBank genome assembly.
AGAACAGCAAAAUCCAAAAACUUUAUUAAUCAAAUGGCUUCUCGAUCUCUCCUAGAGACCACUCUGUCUCUCUCAUCGCCUCUCCACACUCCCAAACGGUCGCUCUCACUCCCCCAUUUAUUUUAUCAUCGUUCGUAAACAAAAAAAAUCCCAGAUAUUUAUAUGCUUUUGUUUUUUAUUUCUUGAUCAAGAACCAGAAAAUUCGAAAAAAAAAGACAUGGGUUUGCGCCUCCUUGUCCGGUUUGAACCGGUUAUGUGGCCGCAAGCUUGUCCGCCAUCGCUGUAUGCUUCAUCUUCUUGCAGUUGCAGCUCGAGCAAUGGGAAAUGCGAUUUUGACAGAAGGGUCUCCAUCAGAUCAAAAGCGCUUCAGAAAAAUGUGCGCUUUAUAGUUUCGUCAAGCAAAGUGAGUGCACCUUUUUGGGAGAGUUGGGUACCUGAAAAGAGCUCUAAAGGUCCUUCCUUUAGCGAUAUUGUCUGGCCUUCUGCUGGGGCUUUUGCUGCAAUGGCUAUAUUGGGAAAGAUUGAUCAAAUUUUGGCUCCUAAAGGCAUUUCAAUGACUAUUGCACCCUUGGGAGCCGUUUGUGCUGUGCUCUUCACUACGCCAUCAUCUCCUGGUGCUCGGAAAUACAAUAUGUUUAUGGCACAAAUCGGUUGUGCAGCAAUAGGCGUUUUGGCAUUCUCGAUAUUGGGUCCCAGCUGGCUAGCUAGGAGUUUUGCUCUUUCUGCAGCCAUAGCCUUUAUGAUUUUCGCACGUGCUGUUCAUCCACCAGCUGCAAGCUUGCCAUUGCUAUUUAUUGAUGGGGCUAAGCUUCAUCAUUUGAACUUUUGGUAUGCUUUGUUCCCGGGCACGGCUGCGUGCAUUAUCCUUUGUUUGAUUCAAGAGAUUGUAUGUUACCUGAAGGACAACUUGAAGUUCUGAAUGCUUAUUGAUGCCAAGCAAACGGAGGAUCGUUUUGUACGAAGCAUAUGACAAUUCUACCCACCAUAUGGUUCGACACUAGUUGUCAAAUGUUGUAGAAAUCUUUUGUGUAACACUUAGCAUAUUUUUGUUUUCUUCAUCAAGAUCUAUGAUGAAGGUUAAAAUUGUUUCUUGAUAAAAAAAAAUAAUAAAUGUCUGCAGAUGGAUUUAUUAAUGGUUAUCAAAUAUUGGAUUCACUAAUGUGUGAUGGGAAAUUUGAAGUGGUUAUAUUGUAACUUCCCAUCUGAAAUCUUACACUAGGAUGAUAUGUGAAGGCAUCUGAUGGGCUGUGAGUGACAGACUCAUUAGGCAUAUGUAGUUUUGGAGUUUGCUGUGAUCAUAAAACCUCUAGUUGUUGGUAUUAAUUAACUACAACAUUGAUUUUUUCUUUUUUUCUAGUGAUAGAAAAGUUGUUUUCAUGUUGUUCGAUUAUUGUAAUGACCAUUUUUUGUUAUUAUGAUAUUGACAGCCGUUUAAAUUUUAUAAUUCUUAUUGGUUUCUCUUACCUGGCAGCUUAAUU